GAGCCCCUUCCAGUGGGUCAGCUGUGAUGGGGAGCGGGGCUACAGGGUUGCAAUGCUGCAGCGCUGGGCACGGAGGGGUUAAGUCCUGCAUGGUGGGGGGAGCAGUGUGCUUCCAGUCCGGGCCCCCCUGGCUGAGCUGGCCUUGGGUAGGAAAAAGGUGUUUCCUGUGCAUCUGCUGACACAAAGCUCCUGGGGAGACAGUGAGGUGGGACAGUGGCCAGCAGUGGUUCAAAAGCCAGCGUGGAGCACGCUGUGUCCCUGUGGGGGAUGUAGGGACCCCACCUUUCAGCCCCUGCCCGGGGUUGGCAGCGCUGUAGGGUGGCUCAUGGCGGUCAGGGCAGGGAGAGGCAGUGGACACCUCAUGUGGGUUGGGGGACGUUGGCUAAAACAGCUUUGGGGGUGAUGGAGAAUGGGCACCGGGGGAGCGGGAUGACUGUGGGUGAUGUUCAGGCAGGCACCAGCCCCUGCGUGGCUGCGCCGAGGCCCUGGAUGCUCUUUUCUGCUGCUAGGGUGGCAGCAAGGGCCACAAAUAGCCCAUGUGGUGGCAUUCCCUGCCUCCCCCUCCCCACUGCAUCCCUGACGUCUGGAUCAGGGCGCCUCCUCCCGCGUUUCCUCAGGAAGAAACCCAAGGCUGGUGGGAGGAAGAGGCUGACCACGGGAGGGACGGGACGGGACGGACGGGACAGACGGACGCCAGUGCAGGGCUGGGGAGCCGCUGGGACUUGGGCCCUUGUGCCCUGUCGGGAUGGGGAGCACCCGGCCCAUCCUCUGCCUCCAGCUGUGGCUGUGGGUGCAGAGCUCUGCCCAGGAGCUUGACCCCGACGGCAGGAACGUCUGCAGGCUCCCCAGCGGCCCAGCGUGCUGCCCCGGCUGGAAGCAGGAAGGGCAGGAGUGCACGGCCGCACUGUGCGAGGGGGAGGAUGCCUGCGGGGUGGAUGAGGUCUGCGUGAGACCUGGGGUUUGCUUCUGCAAACCCGGCUUCUUCGGAGCAGACUGCAGUUCCCGCUGCCCUGAGCAAUACUGGGGCCCCGACUGCAAGCGGAGCUGCCCGUGCCACCGCAAUGGGCGCUGUGACCCGGUGAGCGGGCGCUGCACCUGCGACCCCAACCACUGGGGAGAGCUCUGCCAGUUCCCCUGCCAGUGUGGCCCCCACGGCCGCUGCGACCCCCUCACCGGUGCCUGCCGCUGCGAGCCAGGCUGGUGGGCACCCACCUGCAAGAAGCAAUGUCAGUGCAACCCCACCAGCUCCCACUGCGACCCGCUGACCGGCCACUGCCACUGCCAGCCAGGCUGGUGGGGCAGGAGGUGCAGCUUCAAAUGCUCCUGCAACAUCUCGCCCUGUGCCCAGGAGACGGGCAAGUGCGAAUGCAAGGCUGGGUUUUGGGGGCCGGCGUGCCAGCGGCGCUGCGACUGUUUGCACGGCUCCUGCAGUCCCGUCAGCGGGCACUGCAGCUGCAGCCCUGGCUGGCAGGGCAGGAGCUGCCGGGAACCCUGUCCUGCUGGGAAAUAUGGGGCUCAGUGCGUGCACAGCUGCGGGAGCUGCAAGCGCAGCCAGCCGUGCUCACCUGUGGACGGCUUCUGCCUGGCCUGCCAGCCCGGCUGGAAUGGGACCCUCUGCAAGGAACCCUGCGCUCCCGGCUUCCACGGCGAGGGCUGCCUCCAGCCGUGUCCCCGCUGCCAGCGCGGGGAGGCCUGCGACCCGGAGACCGGGUCCUGCCUGCACUGUGACCCUGGCUGGAUGGGACCCAGCUGCAACAGCUCCUGCCCCGCAGGCACCUUCGGUGACGGAUGCCAGCUCCUCUGCCCCGAGUGUGUUGCAGGGAGCUGCGACCCCGUGUCAGGAGCUUGCAUCUGCCAGGCAGGCUACUGGGGAGCCAGCUGCAAUGACACCUGUCUGGAGGGGUAUUUUGGAGUGAACUGUUCCUCACCCUGCCAGUGCUCCCGGGGGACCUGCCACCCUGUGCGGGGUGAUUGUGUGUUGAGUCUUAAGGACCAUGGAGCCCUUGCAGCCGCCAUCCUUGUCCCUCUCCUGCUGCUGCUGCUUUGCAUCGCCUGCUGUUGCUGCGGAGCCAGCCCAGCAGAUGCUAGAGACAGAGCGGCCGUGCCAGAUGACGACGUUGUGGCCAGGAUGAAGCACCACGUGCAUGGGGUGCUGGCGAACCUCAGCGCUAUGAUGCCUUGCUUUUCCCUGGGGGGCUAUAAACUUCCCAAAGUCACAGUUUCCCACCACGACACAGAAAUCCCUUUCAACCCCAGCUUCAUUGAGCCGCCGUCGGCUGCGUGGGUUUCAGACAGCUCCUUCUCCUCCUUCGACACUGACAACGAGGGACCAGAGUACUCCGUCCCUCCCAGAGAAGGCAUCCCACUGCUGGGGGGGGCCGAGCUGCAGGAUGGGGUGUCUCCUGCCGGUGAGGCACUCCCAGACCCAUCUGCCUUUGACUCUGAGGAUGUCUCACAGCCCUUUGCCAUCCCUCGCACCUCCAGCAUCGCCAAGGCCAAGCGGCCUUCCGUGUCCUUUGCCGAGGGGACAAAAUUUGGGGCAGCGGAGACCCCCAGCCCUGGGCGGAAGCCCAAGUCCCCGUGGGGCCCAUCCAAGCUGUCCACACCACCAGGGGACACAGCAGCUGAGCCCCCCACUGAACAACCAGCCAGCGAUUGCUAUGAGAGCCCCGAGCCCCUCAACAAGGGGGAGGAAAGCCACCGGCCAUCACCCCGGGCCACCCCGGGGGGACGCCGGCGGGUGAUCUCUGGCACCAGGCACGUGGCCCAGAGAGUGGAAGCACUUGAAGCAGCUGCAAAAUCCAGCAGCUGGGAGAGGAAGGGGAAGGAGCCCAAUGUCACCACCAUCUACAUGAUGGUGGGAACGGCUGGGCAGGACCCCAAGGCAGAGGGGGGUGGCGAGGGACCGGUCCAGGCUGUGCUCAAGCGGCUGGGCAGCUUGCAGAGGGGCAAGUGGGCUGCAAAGGAGGAGCCCAAGGUGAGGAGGAGCGUCGAGGCAAUCCAGAAGCCGCCCCGCCGGGCCCUGGCGCAAUGCAGAGACUCGGUGAGUAGCUGCAAGCAGAGGGAGAGUGUCGUGGGGGCUCCCACUGAGCCAUCCCCUGGCAAGCACCAGCAGCUCCCUGGGAAGAGACAGUCCUUCCUUCUCACGUCUCCCUUGCCAAAAAGCACAGGCGCCCAGGAUGGGGCCCACGAUGCUGCAGGUGCCACAGAGAGAGGCAAAAGCCCUGAGCUACUCAGCUUUGAAACAAAGGGACAGGUUGCGUCAAAGGAAGAGCCAAAAUAUGAAAAUGUGACCAGCAGCGGUGGCGACUCGCCCCCCAGCCCCACCAAGGAGCUGCUGGCCACCCCUGCAGCCACCUGAGCCACCAUCGCCUGGGCCGGGGCCAUGGGAGCACAGGAGGCUCCUCUGACCCAAGCGUGGCAGGAGCCAAUGUUCCCCUCGGAGCUGUGAACUGGAAAGCAUCAAGCCUUCCCACUGACCCCUCUUCCUCUGCACCAAGUUGCUGGUGUGGACCCUCACUGGCCGGCACAACCGGUGGGAUGGGUGAUGCCAAGAGCUGCAGCAGUGGCAGCCCCACGCCGUCGCGGUGUUUCAGGGCUGGUUUCUGCUCUCCUCUGCCCUAUGUGCCCCAUUUUGUGUCUGCCACAGCCUGGAGGGACAGCGAUGCUCUGGACACAGUGGUGGCACCUUCUAGUCCUCAUAAAAGGGAGCGGGGCUGCUGGGUGCUCAGCUGGGAACCACACGGGCAAAAACCAGUUUCGCCCCAUGGGUUUUCACCUUUCCCUGUCCUAGCUCUGGUAAUGCUGCUCAGAGUCUCUUGCUGUAAAGGUGCUUCUCGCUGGAGGGGAUUAUUUUGUGGAGCUGGGCUGGGGAGAGAUGAUGGGCUAUCACAAUCAGCUUCAGCAAAAAUGUAUUUUAACUGCUUAUCUCAAAGGGUAUCUGGGUCUGCAGGGGUUUAUCUGUGUGGCUCUGGCUUUUGUGGCAGGCUCUGGCUGCCUUCGUUUCUACGUACAUGCGUAAAAAGACUCAUGGCACAGCACAGGGUUUGUCAACAGCCUUUUAAACUCCACGCAAUACCAAACUGCAGUUGUGCAAGAGCAAACGUGGCAGCUGUGCCAUGACCAUCAACCUGUGCACCUGGCGUUGUGCCGAUCUGAUAAGGAUGAAAGCUGCAGGGAACAUGGCAUUUCCACAGGUGCCCUAAGCUCCUGCCAUCUCCCACGCCUCAUUCCUGUUGCAGCAACGUGUCACCAUGGGUGGCUGAGAUGCCAUGAAAGUGCUGCAGCAUGUCCAGCACAGCCAGAGGACCUCGGACAGCACGGGCGAGACUGGCACAAGGGCUCUGCUGCCUGUGCAAGGCGGUUGAGAUGCCAAAGAGGAUUUGCAGCAUAAACUGGAUUUAGAUGUAUCUAAGUGGUAGAAGUUUCUUGUAUAUUUUUCUGUUACUUCAUGUGGCAUGAAAGCCUCUGAAUGAAAAUUAAAAGAUAAAAAAUUC
Messenger RNA from Falco peregrinus (peregrine falcon), 4496 nucleotides. It is a transcript of the gene SCARF1, whose product is annotated as scavenger receptor class F member 1. Gene Ontology annotation, molecular function: scavenger receptor activity. The record is from RefSeq and is a predicted model, not a curated record. Lineage: Eukaryota; Metazoa; Chordata; Aves; Falconiformes; Falconidae.